CAAAUUAGGGCAGAGCCCGCGCACCGGCCGAGCGCGCGAGCGCGCGCGCGCUCCCACCCCCCCCUCCCCACACCGCCCCCGGCGGGAGCGACCCGGGAGCUGCGGCCGCUCCUCCGCCUCCUCCACCUCCAGCUCCUCCCCGCGGCGCCCGCAGCCUUCCCGGGCUCCCAGAGCGCAGCCGGCGCCAGCACCGCCAACCCCAUGGCGUCCGCUACUGCCGUGCCUGUAGGAUUCCACUAUGAAACCAAAUACGUCGUGCUCACCUACCUGGGCCUGGCAGCACAGGAGAAGCCGCAGCAGCACCCUCCUCCUCCUCCAGCUCAAGGGACUCAACAACAGCUUAUAGCACAACAUGCUCUGGAGAAAGAGGCUUUGGAGAAGCUUAAGACAGAAAUCGAGGAGGAGCUAAAACAUCUUGAUGAAGAAAUCUUGGAAGCGUUUACCACUACGGGGUUUGACUGCCACACUUCCCCAGUGUUCAGCCCUGCCAAUCCAGAGAGCUCAAUAGAAGAUUGCCUGGCUCAUCUGGGCGAGAAAGUGUCCCAGGAGCUGAAGGAGCAUCUGCACAAAGCACUGCAGAGCUUGCUCAGCAAGCCGGUGACGUAUCAGGAGUACCGGGAGCGCACGCAGGAGGCAGCUGCUCAUGCCAGUGGGUGGAACAAGGUCUUGGUGCCCCUGGUUCUGUUACAACAAUUUCUGAUGGAGCUGACCAGACAGGGCCAGGAGCCACUGAGUGCCCUUGUGAACUUUGGAGUGACAUAUCUAGAAGAUUAUUCUGCAGAUUAUAUCAUUCAACAAGGAGGAUGGGGAACAGUCUUCACUUUGGAAUCGGAAGAGGAGGAGUACCCGGGGCUCAUUGCGGAGGACAGCAAUGACAUCUACAUCCUGACCAGCGACAACUCGGGGCAGGUGAGCCCGCCGGAGUCGCCCACGGUGACCACGUCGUGGCAGUCGGAGAGCCUGCCCGUGUCCCUGUCGGCGAGUCAGAGCUGGCACACCGAGAGCCUGCCCGUGUCCCUGGGCCCUGAGUCCUGGCAGCAGGUGGCCAUGGAUCCUGAAGAGGUCAAAAGCCUGGACAGCAACGGAGGGGCUGAAGAGAGGAGCGAGAACAACUCUUCCAACUCUGACAUCGUUCACGUGGAGAAGGAAGAGAUACCAGAGGGGAUUGAGGAAGCGGUGGUGCCAGCCGGUGCUGCAGAGACCAUGCAGGCAGCGUUUCCAGAAACCUCUGCUCCCUUACAGGAAAUAAAACCUCCUGAAACUGCUGCCGCUGAAAAAGCACAGCCCUCCGCACUGCUGCGUGCAAAACAGGAGGAAAAGGGAAAAGCGCCUGAAGAGCGUGCUGAACCUGAAACCCCCGUGUUAAGUAAACCUGUCCCAAAGUCGGCCCCGUCAGAAGAAAAGGCUGCACCAGAACCGGAGAAAAUACUGCUUCCAGGGGAAAAAAAAGCAGGGAAAGAGGGCCGUUUGGAAGAAAUAGAAGAGAAAUCCUCAGCUGCAGAGGAGAAGCCUAUCCUAUUGCCAGAAGGGAAAUCGAUACUGCUGUACGGCGGGGCUGCCGCCGUCGCCAUUCUGGCUGUGGCCGUCGGAGUAGCGCUGGCGCUUAGGAAAAAGUAACGGAGCUCUCUGAGGAGGAGGGGGAGACCAGAGAGCACUUCCCAUUUUUGUAGUUGUGUUACCUAAAGGGUGAGCUGCCUGCUGUUUAACUGGACAUUCGAGUAACUCAGUGGUGAUGAGGUGAGGUUGUUCAAUAAGCCUCCAGCUACGGACAAUCAUGUUUUUAGUAGAAUCAGGGCGGGGACUGGUUUUUCGUGAUUAAAGUACGGGGGUAUUUUUAAAAAAAAAAAUAAAUCUGCAAAUUUAAGAACUUAAAGUGCAGGUGCUGAAGAAAGGGGUGCUCAUACUCUAGGAACUGGAACAGAGAAUCCCCAGGGGAAGGAGAGACCCAGCUGCUGCCAGCCCCUGGAGCUUUUGGCUUCUCAGAUUGACCGCUACUGCAGCUGUGCUGUCCUGUCACUCCCCUUUGCGCCCCCGAGCCCCUCCUAACAAACAUUAGCCAACCUGAGUCCUGUAGCGAGAGGCUGGUGUCCCUUUUGUCUCAGCUUCCUCUCAGGUACAGCACUGCUCCUCAUAACCUUCCAGGUUCCUCCUAAGCCCCAGUGGGACAGUGCUUAUUCUUACCUCUUGGCUCACACUGGUUCUGGCCCCUAACGUUUACUGGAGCCCCAUCCUGUGAAGAUGCUGCCUCUCUCUAGCUGUAUUAUCUCUGAGCAUCCUGGUGUUCCUGGGGCAGAGGUGCUGCCCAGGAGGGUGGGAGGGACACUGCUGUUUGCUGGUUUGAGAAUCCAUUUGCUCUGCUCCUGCCCAGCCCACUUUACUGUAAGCCCUUCAGUUACAGAGGUACGACACGGUGCCGUGGGAUCAGUACUCUGAUACCUGGGGUAUCUUCAGCAAAAAUACAGCAAACCCGUGUGGAAGCAAGGCCAGUGCCUCAAGUGCAAUUCAGACGUUAAACGCUCUGCUGUCCUGUGUCUGUCCGCAUUGUCUGUCCCAAGUUAAGCACAGAGUGUAUUUAGUCCUAACUCGGUCUUGCCUGUGACAGAAUCCCAGAUAUAUAAAGCAGUGGAUUCUAGCAACUGAGCAAAAGAGCAUUAAACAUCUCUAUCUGCUUGUUCCUGAGCUGGCCCCGAGUGCUGUUCAGCGCCAUUUCUUUUGCGACUGUGAAUCUGUAAUUAGCUGAACUUACAGGUUCACAAAUGAUGAGCAAUUCACUUGUGGCGAAAAAGGAAAUCCCCCUUCCUGCAGUCACAGCACUUCAGGUGUGUGUGGAGAGAAGCCUUUCAAGUGUUUCCCACUCCUUGUGGGACCCAGCCCAGGUGUUCCUUUCCCAGCACAUCUGUGUGCCUGUCCUUGUCCAUACCUGCAGCACCUUGGGCUUCCCGGGCAGAGCUGUGGCUGCACCUCUGAGGGCUGGUGCUGCCACUGUGGCGUAGAGCAGGUGGAGGAGGUGAAAGGGAACUCAUGACAAUGUAAGAAAGGAAACACGCGCUUAUGGGAGUCCUCGCUAAGCACAAAGACAAGGUACUUUCAUUUCUAAGUAACCAUAUCAAGAGUACACCUCCUGAUGAGCCUGUUUCUUAAGGGAUCUCGGAAUGAAGAGAUCUUAGCAUAGUCUGUAUUUUAGGAUAUUCUUGCUGCAUUUUCCUAUCCCAGAAUGCUGGAAAGUUAGUCAGAAUGUGUCAGAUUCUGAGGAAUUAUUUUUGUGUAAGCUUUUGUGAAAUGGAUUUUCUAGAAAACUUACUGGAUUUUGAACUCUGUGUGUGAAGCUGAAUAUUAAGAGGAAGGGUUGUGUAUAUACUGCCACUGUGGACUGAACUUGGGAGUUUUGAACUGUACUGUUGAUCACUGAUUGCUCUUCUUCCAUGUACAAAAUAUAGCAGGUUGGCCUUAUCAGAAAAAAAACCCCGAAUCUAUUAUCACAUUGCAAAAUGGAAUUGACUUUUUUUUGCCAUUUUCUGGUGCCCUGCCGGUCCUCACUGCUGUGCUGUGUCCCCAGAAGGGUCUCUGGGCCCUCUGGUGUGUGCCUCCCACGCCGGCAGUUCCCUCUGCUGGCCCCUUGCAGGAGCUUCCCCACGGGGAGGAGAGGUCUCUCUCUGCUCCAUCUCUCAGGACAGCAGGAGCAGCUUUGCCUGGUUUCACACAUCGUGUUCAUCAGGGAAUGGUGCAGUCUGAGGUGCCAAGGGGCAGCUCUAUUGCUUGGUCAGUCGGGGCAGGGCUGCCCUGCUGCUGCUUUGCUGAUGGCUUUGGGUUAUUCUCUGUUCUUAAUCUACAUCCCCUCCUUACUGAGGACAAUGAACUUACUUUGGGUGCAGCCCCAGGUUGCUCUGAGGCAGAGAUGGAUGCUGUGGACACUCUGGAUAACUUGUGUACCAGUGAGGGGAAGAUGGAGGCAGGGCUGGUGUCACCUCAUCCUCUCUGUGGAUGGAGUUGUUUCAGUAGUGUGGAGAGGGGUAGAGGACAGACAAAAAUGAAUCCAGGCUGGCAAGGGAAGAAGUUCCAAACUCAACGCCACAAGGAGCCCAGUGAGGCAUGAAAUAAAAAGCUUUCACGCACAGCAGUGAGAAGGCAGCAGCAGUAAGGAAAAUAAAGGACCGUGUUAGGCAUUUCUGUGGUCAGGCAACAGCCUUGAGCACCUGGCUGCUACAUUUCAUGGAGCAUCAGUUGCACCCUAUGUUUGGGUUGCUUGGUCCUUUCUUUACAAUGUUCUUCUCCUGGGGUCUUUUACAUUUGGCACGUCAGCAAGAAUUUGAACUGACCACAUGUUCAGAAAAUUUACUGUAUCUCUUUCCUCUGGGAACACUCCACUAGUUAAAAAGGUCAGCUGUGGGGUUGAGUUGUGCAGGUUGGAAUGCUGUGGUCAGAGCUGGGACCACCGAAGAGCUCAGAUGGCAGACCUGAGUGAGAGGCUGCUCUGGUAAGAGGUGUGAAUUAGAAAAUGGAAGUUUUCUUCCCCCCUAUCUUCAAGUAUAUUACAGUAAUCUUAAACUGCAGGGUCCAGUUACCCUGAAAGGUGUGUGCAGCCUCUCUUCAGUGGAUCUCUCAUAGCUGGCAGAGGGAAGGCAGCAGCUAGAUACUUGCAAAAGGGCAUAUAUAGAAUUACUUUCACUUGUGUUCUCAUCCCCUUCCCAGAAGUGCCUCAAUAUCUGUCCUCGAGUGGCCUGUACUUUAACAAAAUAUCUACCUUAGACCCAUUCUGUCUUCACUUUAUCCUUAGCAUACCCUAAAGCUGAGAUACUGAAACAGCAGAGGACUGGAUCUGUGAAAAAAGUGGGAAAUACUUAAGGAACUGCAGUGGGCAGCAUGCUCAGUAAGGAGCUGUCAAGGGAAAAGCUUUCAAGAAAGAAAAGGUGCAACUUAAAUUCAGUUGUGCUUAAGAACAAGCUAUGCUUAGUUGGGGAUUGUGGCUCAGAGCUGGGCAAGGACUUUCUUUAGCUGGCACUGCAGGAACAAGAGGCAGAAAGCAAAGACACGAUUCCUCUGUUGCCCAGAGUGCAGCUGCAGAGCCGUGUCCCAGCCAGCUGCAGCUCUUGUGUGCUGGGUGGGGCCUGUGGGAUCCUGAGUCCUUUGAGCUUCAGAAGAUCCGGGCUGUGGGGAGGUGAGGACUGCAGGAACCAGCCUGGAGAGGAGGAGGAGGAGGCUUGGAGAGACCUGCUCACUCUACAGUACCUGACAGGAGGGAGCAGCAGGCAGGGCUCGGGCUCUGCGCCCAGGGAACAGCAGCAGGACAGGAUGACACAGCCUUAGCCUGUGCCAGGAGAGGUUUAGUUUGGAUACUGGGGAGAAGUUCUUCACAGAAAGGGUGACUGGACAUUGGAAUGGCUGUCCAGGAAGGGAGCUGCUGGAGUCACCAUCCCCAGGGGUGACUGGAAAGGCUGGGUGUGACACUGAGUGCCCUGGUCUGGCUGGCAAGGUGGUGUUUGGUCACAGACUGGACUUGAUCCCGAAGGUCUUUUCUGUGAAACACUGGAUGGCUGAGGCACAGUGUCUGCUCUGCCUACUGAGGGCAAAGUUGUGCAUGAGUUUAAUUUGGCUUGGACUGCUUAAUUUCAGCAUGAGGAAGGCUGCAAGAGCAAGUAUUAAUUUGACUUCAUGUGUGGACCUGUGCUUAAGAGUGCAAGCUCUGUACUGCCGUAACAAAAAACAGGAGGGGGGUGUUUAUAAAAUUUAAGCCAGCGCUACUUAAUCUGAGUAGAGCAAGCUCUCAGGCCCAGGGGGAGGAGGGGCUGCAGGGCCAGGUCCAGGCAGCAGAACUCAGUUUGUGUGGUACAGUGAAGGCACCUGAGCAGGACCUGGCUGGGGAAUGACACCAGCUGGAAGGGUCAGUAGCUGUAAGUCCAGGGGAACCACAACACAGCACUCAGCUCCACCUCCCUAAGUUAAAUAACCUCAUCACUUUUUUUCCUACUUGGAGCUGACCUUCUCUCAGUCUCUUGGGUAGGCUGACUUGCUUCCUCCAAGCUCGAGGUGUGUGGUCAUGCUGUAGAAGUGGGGGAGCUCCUGUUGGCUUCCAGUGGAAGCUGCUUUUGAUCUCCCUGCAGUAUCUGCAGGGCAGGCAAGGGACACUGUCGAUGUGGACACAACAAACUGCAGAGGAUGCAUCUUACUGCUGUACCUUUAGGGGCUUUGUCCUCAGUUUCAACUUGCAGGAUAAGCUUUUAUUUAAGUAUAAGCCUAAAAACCCUCAGACCAAAAGAAUGCCACUUGAUUUGUUAAGUAGCAAAGACUAAUGGGGCUGACUCUGAGGUUGCAGGUUAGGGGAUCUCUUCUGCCAGGCCCCUGCUGGGUGUAAGCAGACAGUGACAGACGUGCAGGAUUUUGGAUUCUGCUCUGGGGAAGAGACCCUGACUGCUCCUCAGGUCACCCAUUAUCCCAGGAACUCGUCAUCAUACUGUUCCUUCCAAUAUGCAAGUGCAGCCCUCUUGGGGAAAACUGUCUAAAGCUUCUUGUGCCAUUUGGUUAAUAAAAGGGUUUCCACCUUGACAAAGAAAGUUCUUUCCAGCUUCACUGUUCAGUAUUCAGUUCAAGUGAAGGGGUAUGUACAUUUUUCCCUCUGCUAAUGGGACACUGCUGUAAGACCAUGCCCCCAGGUUGCACUUUAAUAAAUGGUACAGUUUUCAAAAACAA
Prinia subflava (tawny-flanked prinia) is the source of this 6684-nucleotide messenger RNA. RefSeq names its product BCL2 like 13 (gene BCL2L13). Gene Ontology annotation, biological process: apoptotic process; regulation of apoptotic process. Gene Ontology annotation, cellular component: mitochondrion; membrane. The transcript is spliced from 7 exons. Lineage: Eukaryota; Metazoa; Chordata; Aves; Passeriformes; Cisticolidae. The record is from RefSeq and is a predicted model, not a curated record. Bases 202 to 1617 code for a protein of 471 amino acids.